AUAUGGUAAUCUGCAAUGGUUUUCUGGGACUGGCUAACAAUAUGCAUGGUCAAUGACGUAUUGCAAAGGUCAUGCCGUACAAUAAGGUCAAGAUUUGAUGAAUUUUGGUGUCUAAUUAAUGGUAGAAAUAUAGUUAGUCUAAGUGUACCUCACUCAAAAUUCAAACUGUUUUUAUUCUGCAUUGAUAAUGAGAUAGAAAACAAUACAAUAGCGCGUCCAAACCUUUUCCAUAUAAAUAAAUUCAUAGCGAGUCUUGCAUCACUUGUCGAGCCAUUUAACGUAGUGGGGGGUACCUCUGUUAUAAAAACUCAACCUGUGCUACCCGAUCAUGAUUGCUUAGAGGUCUACGAAACGUUCCCAACAAAAGCUGAUACCGAUUUCGCAUAUAGGAGCAGCAACAUGUCAAAGAAAAGUGAAGACACUGAGCAUUACAACGGGGAUCGCUUGUUUCUACCCCUAGAGUCAGGCGAAGAAGUAGUGAUUUCUGGAAUUGCCGGAAGAUUUCCCGACUCGGAUAACUUGACACACUUUCAAGAGAAUCUCUUCAACAAAGUAGAUCUGGUCACUAACGAUGACCGCCGUUGGAAAUUAGACCAUCCGGAAAUUCCUCAAAGAACUGGAAAGAUAAAUAAUGUGGGCAAAUUCGACUCGCUAUUCUUUGGAGUACAUUUCAAGCAAGCGCACACCUUAGAUCCCAUGUGCAGAAUGCUGUUGGAACAUGCCUAUGAAGCUAUUAUCGAUGCUGGGAUUAAUCCACGACAGCUUCGUGGGAGUAACACUGGCGUCUUCAUUGGUGCCUGUUUUUCAGAAUCGGAAAAAACUUGGUUCUAUGAAAAACUUCAGGUGAACGGUUUCGGUAUUACUGGCUGCAGUCGUGCGAUGUUGGCGAAUCGAAUUUCGUACUGGUUGGGAUCAAAUGGUCCAAGUUACACAGUCGACUCAGCAUGUAGUUCUAGUCUUUUUGCACUGGAUCACGCAUUCAGAGCAAUCAGAAGCGGACAAUGUGAUGCUGCCAUUGUUGGAGGAGCUAACUUGUGUCUUCAUCCAUACGUCUCGCUACAAUUCUCUCGACUUGGAGUACUUGCAACCGAUGGGCGUUGUAAAUCAUUCGAUGCCGAUGCCAACGGCUAUGCUCGGAGUGAAACUGUAGCUGUCAUUUUCCUCCAGAAACGCAAGGACGCGAGACGUAUUUACAGUGAAGUUGUUCAUACAAAAACGAAUUGUGAUGGUUACAAAGAACAGGGUAUCACCUUCCCUUCAAGUGUAAUGCAACAGGCAUUAUUUGAACAGUUUUACCAAGAAUGUCAAGUCCCCCCAUCUAGCUUGGCUUACAUAGAGGCACAUGGUACCGGAACAAAGGUCGGUGAUCCUGAAGAAGUGAAUGCUCUUGACAAAAUAUUCUCUCCUGGUCGAACUACCCCGUUGCGGAUUGGGACCAUCAAGUCGAAUUUGGGACAUUCUGAACCAGCAAGUGGUCUGUGUUCUGUUGCCAAGGUUGUAGUGGCAAUGGAGAGCGGUUUUAUCCCGCCAAAUCUGCAUUACAAUCGCCCUAGGGAAGGAGUGAAAGCAUUAGAAGAUGGUCGCAUUCAAGUCAUUACAGAAGUAACCCCGUGGGAAGGUGGAUAUGUUGGUAUGAACUCUUUUGGUUUCGGAGGUGCGAAUGCACAUGUUCUGCUGAAAUCAAAUUCCAAAGAGAAAGUCAAUGGUGGGGCCCCAAAUGAUGUACUGCCAAGACUUGUUGUUGUGUCUGGGAGGACAGAAGAAGCAGUCACCACUCUCUUGGGCAACCUUGAAUCCAAACCAGUUGAUGUAGAAUAUGUUAACCUUUUCCAUCGUAUACAAGCUGAAGAAAUUCCGGGGCACUUAUAUCGAGGAUAUACCAUCUUGCCCCCGGUUGGCGUAGCAGAAAAAAUUAUACGGGAUGUACAGCACUAUCCAGGCGCGAGACGACCAGUAUGGUUUGUGUUCUCUGGAAUGGGCUCUCAGUGGGCAGGAAUGGGAGAAACUCUCUUGAGACUUCCUGUGUUUGCCAAGGCCAUCCAGAAGUGUGAUGCCGCUCUCAAGCCUCACGGUGUGGAUAUUAUCGAUAUUUUGACUAACAAAGAUCCGAAGACAUUUGACAACAUAUUGCACUCGUUUGUUGGUAUUGCUGCAGUGCAGAUUGGCUUAGUGGACUUAUUGACAUCGAUAGGAAUUGUGCCUGACAAUAUUAUCGGGCAUUCGGUAGGAGAGCUUGGUUGUGCAUAUGCUGAUGGAUGUUUCACAGCAGAACAAAUGGUUCUGGCGGCACACUCUCGGGGUUUGGCUUCAAUAGAAACCGAUACAAUUCAUGGUUCCAUGGCCGCUGUUGGACUUGGUUACGAGGAUUUGAAAGACCUAUGUCCACCUGAUAUAGAAGUCGCUUGCCAUAAUGGUCCUGAAAGCUCAACUAUUAGUGGACCAGCUGAGUCCAUGAAACAAUUUGUGGCUAAACUCCAGGCAAAUAAAAUCUUUGCUCGGGAGGUCCCCUGCAGCAACAUUGCUUACCAUAGUCGCUACAUUGCAGAGGCAGGUCCAAGACUAUUGGCCUAUUUGCAGAAGGUGAUUCCAGAACCAAAACCUCGCAGUAGGAAAUGGUUGAGUACUUCUGUACCACAGAAUAAGUGGACAACGAAUGAGGCUCGUUUAUGUUCAGCUGAAUAUCAUACCAACAACUUACUCAGUCCAGUUCUCUUUGAAGAAACAUCUCACCUUAUACCAAAGGAUGCUAUAACUAUUGAAAUAGCACCGCAUGGUUUGCUACAAGCAAUCUUAAGGCGGUCUUUGAAUGAGCAUGUCACUAACAUUGCUUUAACCAAACGCGGCCAUAAGGACAACGUUGAAGUCUUUCUUCAAGCUGUAGGAAAAAUGUUUGAAGUGGGAUUGCAUCCACAGUUGACAAAUUUGUACCCUGAGGUGCAAUAUCCAGUGAGUCGUGGAACACCCAUGAUUUCGCCUCUAGUGCGUUGGGAACAUUCAGAUGACUGGUAUGUCACCAGUUAUAGGAUGCAAGAGAAAAUUGUUUCUGGAGAAAGAGUUGUCCAAGUAACGCUCAGCGACGAAGACUAUGAAUGGAUGGCUGGACAUGUGAUUGAUGGCCGAAACUUAAUUCCUGCUACUGGCUACUUGCAAUUAAUCUGGGAGACUGUAGGAAUGAUGAUGGGAGAACUGUACACUGAAGUCUCAGUUGUCUUUGAAGACGUCAGAUUUCAUCGAGCGACUACAAUACCAAAAGAGGGUAGUAUCGAACUGACGCUCAUGGUUCAGAAAGGGUCUGGUAGAUUUGAAGUUGUUGAGAGUGGGGCCGCUGUUGUGACUGGAUCUAUUCGUGCGGUAUCUAACAUAAGUCAGGAACGUAUAAAUCCCGAGCUGCUGUCAGACAGUGAGGAGGAAUUAUUAGUGAUGGGUAGGGAUGCCUAUAAAGAGUUACGCCUCAGGGGCUAUCAAUACUCUGGAGUAUUCCGGGGAAUACAGAGUGCGUCAGUAAGUGGAAACAAGGGACGUAUAGCUUGGGUGAAUAAUUGGGUGGCUUUCAUGGACAACAUGUUGCAAAUGGAAAUACUUGGAACGGAUACCCGGGGACUGUUCGUUCCUACCGGAAUUCAAAAGCUGGUGAUAGACACAAAAUCUCAUUUGAGCAAAGUCCGAACUAUGCCUGACGAUGACAGAGCGUUCCCAGUACAGGUUUACAAACAACUAAACGUCGUCAUUGCUGGUGGAGUAGAGAUAAGAGGAUUGAAAGCAAGUGCCAUCAAUCGUAAGAAACCAGCCGGGGAUCCCGUCCUCGAAGAAUUCAAAUUUGUGGAGCACAGAGAUCAAGCUGAACUAAGCCUAGAGGUGAUAACUCGGCUCGCCACGCACGUAGCGCUGGAAAAUCAUCUUGGGGUCAAAGUAAAGACCGUCGAAUUCAUCGGUGAAACGGAUGAUAUAUCGUCUGCAAGUUUAACAUCACCUUUGAUCCAGGAGGUGUUAGGUGACUUACCAUUAAUGCAAGCGGACAUAAAUAUCGUUGCGCCUGUUGGAAAGUUUGCCGAAGAUGAACUUCCGUCUACCAUUAACAUCUCUGAACCAAAAAAAAUGGCCAGUGAAGCCAGUGCCCUGAUAGCUGUUGGUCAUGGACUUCUUUCAAGUAAUAAUACCGAAAUCUUGAACCAUGUUCGAGCCGUGUUAAAAGAUGGAGGAUUCCUCAUCGCCAGAGAGCCAUUAAAUUCUGAAAAUGAUGUUAUGGUAACUGUACGAAAACAAAGCUUCGAUGUUAUUCUAGAAAAACAUACCAACAAAGAAUUGAUACUCUUGCUACGUAAGACUACUAAGGCACCUAAAAUAACUACGAUAAUAGACGUUAAUAACAAUGAAUUCAGUUGGCUCUCUAAACUGCAAGCUGCUCUCAAUGUAGAGUCUGAGAAGGAAGGUAGCAGUAACAAUCAAAUACUUCUCGUAGCUGAAAAAGAUUAUGAAAGCGGACUUUUGGGACUAGUCAAUUGCCUGCGAAAAGAACCAGGUGGUGAAGUGAUACGAGGACUGUUGAUCCAAGAUUUGCAAGCUCCAAAAUUCUCAUUGCAAGAUCCAUUUUAUUCUAAGCAGUUGAAAUUAGACUUGGUGCUCAAUGUUUUGCGUCCUGGCAAGAUAUGGGGAAGUUAUCGAUUCUUCCCAUUGGAUUCGCUGAAGGCAAAACCUGUUUACCAUGCCAGAAUAGGUCAAAUGACCCGUGGCGACUUGAGUGCAAUUAACUGGGAGGAGGGUAGUGUACAGCCCUCUGCUGAUCACAGUAAUUUAGUUACAGUGAAUUACUCGUCCUUGAACUUCCGUGAUAUCAUGAUAAGUACCGGUAAACUGGCGGUGGAAGCCUCGGCAAGAUCAAGAUUGAAGCAGCACAGUGUGAUUGGAUUUGAAUUCGCUGGCCGAGAUGCAAAUGGUCGUGCAGUUAUGGGAAUGACUGGUAAUGGAGCUAUUACGAAUUUAUGCGAACCUGUCAAAGGGCUUGUAUGGUCAGUGCCAGCGGAUUGGACAUUGGAAGAUGCAGCUACAGUGCCAGUAGCCUACGUAACAGCAUACUAUGCUUUUGUAUUGAGUGGUAAUAUUAAAAAAACUGACAAAAUCUUGAUACAUGCCGGAACUGGCGGCGUCGGUCAAGCAGCCAUCAGGUUGGCUCUUCAUGCAGGGUGCGAAGUUUUUACGACUGUAGGAACACCACAGAAACGAGAGUUUAUCAAGACUCAUUUCCCACAAAUCGACGACGAACAUAUUGGUAAUUCUCGAGACACAAGCUUCGAACAACUUAUUCUCCGUAAGACGAAAGGAAGGGGUGUAGAUAUCGUCUUGAAUUCGUUAGCUGAAGAAAAAUUACAAGCGUCAGUUCGUUGUUUAGCACAUGGUGGAAGAUUCCUAGAAAUUGGCAAGUUUGAUCUUGUUGCCAAUAAUAUACUUGGAAUGGAAGUUUUCCUCAAAGAAAUUAGCUUCCACGGUAUACUGGUUGAUAAUCUAUUUAAUGCUUCGCUCGAGCGCAGAAAAGAAGUGGCAGACUUGUUGAAUGAUGGACUUUGCUCUGGUGCAGUUAAGCCUUUGGUCAGAACCGUUUUCCCCAUGGACCAGGUCGAAGCAGCAUUCAGAUACAUGGCUGCUGGGAAACACAUUGGCAAGGUCAUCAUCAAAAUUCGCGAAGAGGAUGCAACCGGUCGAUCUUCUCUACCUCUCGCAGUGCCUCGCUACUAUUGUACUGAAGAUGGGAGUUACCUCAUUCUCGGUGGCCUUGGCGGUUUUGGUCUUGAACUUGUUGAUUGGCUCGUACUCCGUGGAGCUAGGAAAUUCGUUCUCACAUCACGAAAGGGGAUCAGCAAUGGAUAUCAACGUAUGCGUAUAAACCUAUGGAAGAGUUACGGUGUGCAGGUGGUUGUCAUUGUUGGGAAAGAUGCCUCGACGUUCGAGGAUUGCAAAGCUAUUUUGAAAGAGGCUGUAGCACUAGGUCCAGUGGAAGGUAUAUUCAACUUGGCCGUAGUACUAAAGGACAGCCUUUGUGAUAAACAAACAGUAGAAACUUUCGAGGAAUCUCUUAGGGUAAAAGCCUGGGCUACUAAACAACUGGACAAGCUCUCCAGAACAAUGUGUCCAAAUCUUAAACGAUUUGUAGUAUUUUCAUCAGUAUCUUGUGGUAGAGGAAACGCAGGUCAGACAAAUUAUGGAAUGGCCAAUUCCGUAAUGGAGAGAAUAUGCGAAACCCGAGUGGCAGAUAACUUGCCAGGCCUUGCUGUUCAAUGGGGGGCUGUUGGUGAUGUUGGGUUGGUCGCAGAAAUGCAGGAAGAUCAUAAGGAAGUUGUCAUUGGUGGAACUUUGCAGCAAAGAAUAUCGUCUUGCUUGCAAGAACUAGACCAUUUCCUACAACAGAAAUCUCCAGUUGUAGCCAGCAUGGUUGUUGCCGAGAAACGAGCUGGCGGGUCUGGGGCUACAAACAUUGUAGACACCGUCGUAAAUAUAAUGGGACUGAAAGACCUUAGAGGGGUGAGUCUGCAUUCACCUUUGGCAGAAUUAGGAAUGGACUCUAUGAUGGCAGUUGAGAUAAAACAAACCCUAGAACGUGAAUUUGAACUAUUCCUAACUGCACAAGAUAUCCGUACUCUCAGCUACGCUAAGCUCCAAGAAAUAUCUGUCAAGCUAGCGGCACAGAAUAAGAAAUCUGGCAAGAAAUUGGCGAAUGAAGUAGAAGAUUUAGGAGGCAUGAAAAUGCUCAUUCGCACUCUGGGUAUUGGAGAGCGUAGUGAUGAAAUUUGUGUCCCGUUAGCAACAAAAGCGGAAGCUGGAAGAGGAGAAGUUUUCCUAAUACCUGGAAUCGAAGGAAUUCACACCAUCUUCCAGACAUUGUCUGGUAAACUCAGGUCUCCAGCAACCUGUCUGCAGCUUGCCAACUACUACUCAAAUUUAACGUCAGUAGAGGAUAUGGCGAACUACUUUAUUUCACAUGUCAGAACGCGCAGCCAGAAUCGCCGAGACUUUAUAGUAGUUGGAUAUUCGUUUGGAAGUUUAGUAGCCAUAGAAAUUGCGAGACGUUUGGAAGCGGACGGCCUUUCUGGUCGACUUGUAUUGGUUGAUGGUGCACCCGACCAUAUGAAAGCAAUUGUCGCCCAACAUUUGGCUGCAGAUAAUGAUGACCAACUGCAAUCAAAUCUUCUAGUAGGAAUCAUGGAUAUUCUAUCUCCGGCUCAGAGCGCAGAGCUCUUUACUGAGUUGCAAAAUCGCAAAACCUGGGAUGACAAGUUGACAUCAUUCGUCAAACUUGUGCCUGAAGAUCGAGUUAUGAACUUGACACCAGAAGAUCAAAGGGUAAUCUGUACAGCCAUGUAUCAUCGCAUUAAAGCUGUCAUCAACUAUAAUCCUUCAGCGCUACCACCUCUAAGAACACCGAUAAUUCUCCUCAAGCCUAAGAGCCAAUCGGUAACUUCAAUCUCCAAUGACUAUGGUCUAGAAGCGUUGACACGGGAGAAAGUGGAAGUACACAAUGUCCCGGGUAAUCAUGCUACGAUACUGGAGGACGAUAUUUGUGCUGCAGUCAUUAACGGAGAACCCGUCGAAGAUGCUUUGACAUUCAAGAGGACCAUAAUGGAAGAUGGUCUAAAUGUAGCGCCUAUCGACCAUCAUACCGUUGGAAGAAGCUAAGAUGAUUGAAGCUGUUUGAGAUAUAAAUUUACCCACUUCCUGCCAUGAGGAAUUGAAAUAUUUUCAUUAGAGAUAACGUUGAACUGACAGAUAGAAUAGUAAAUUUAUUCCGCUACAUUUGCAUAAACUAUUCACCCCUGUACCCAAUAAAUGUGGAUCUUAAUCUGGAAGUUGACAAAAAUCAUACUAUGGUAAUAUGGUCUCAUCAUCACAUGAGUCAACAUUUUUGUCUACAAUGCUCAUAAAAUUGGACACGAAAAAAUAAACAGUAAACGAGCGAUUUUCUUUUAUGCAUCCACGUUUUAAUGUAAAACAGAUUACACAUACACAUCAUACAUACGUACAGAAAGUGGACGUGAUAUUUCACUGUACCGGCCCCCUAGUAACAAACUUAAUGAAUAACGUUUGCCACACACGUUCCUACCAACUCUUAUUGUUAGAUAUAAUCAUACGUCAAUCAUGUAUUCCAAUCAUCAAAAUAGAAAAUAAAAAGCCUAUCGUUAAUACAUCAA
Molecule: messenger RNA, 8177 nt
Organism: Athalia rosae (coleseed sawfly)
Lineage: Eukaryota; Metazoa; Arthropoda; Insecta; Hymenoptera; Athaliidae
Product: fatty acid synthase-like
Exons: 17
Coding region: 16-7665 (2549 amino acids)
Biological process (GO): fatty acid biosynthetic process
Molecular function (GO): 3-oxoacyl-[acyl-carrier-protein] synthase activity; oxidoreductase activity; fatty acid synthase activity
Source: RefSeq, a predicted model, not a curated record